CCGAGAAAAACAAUCAUGUCAGAACACAGCAGGAAUUCAGAUCAAGAGGAACUGUUUGAUGAGGAGAUUGAUGAAGAUGAAAUCCUGGCCAACUUGUCCCCUGAAGAGCUAAAGAAACUGCAGUCGGAAAUGGAAGUCAUGGCCCCUGACCCCAGGCUUCCUGUGGGAAUGAUUCAGAAGGAUCAGACCGACAAGCCACCCACGGGAAACUUUGACCAUAAAUCUCUUAUGGAUUAUAUGUAUUGGCAAAAGGCAUCGAGACGCAUGCUGGAAGACGAACGUGUCCCUGUCACCUUUGUGCCAUCCCAGGUGGACACUCAAGAGCAGCAUGAAGAAAGAGGCACAGGUAAUAGACACGUGUCCCACUAUUUAAAAGAAAAGCUCAACAAUGAAAUCACAGCCAAUAAAAGAGAAUCAAAAGGCAGCAACGAUGUCCAAGAACCAGAUGAGGAAGAUGGUGAAGAAGAUGAAGGAGAUGAAGAUGAUGAAGAUGAUGAGGAUGAUGAGGAUGAUGACGAUGAGGAUGAGGAUGAUGAGGAUGAAGAUGGCAGGGAAGAUAAAAAGCCGCAAAGAGGAGAGGAAGGUGAGGGAAAGGAGCAAAUCAGAAACGGUGAGAGCAGCUCCCCACAAGUAGCUAAGAAAGCAUUCGAAGAACAGAAAGACAGGCCAGAGGUCCAAGAAAAGAGCGAGAAGAAAGUAUCAAAAUUAGAUCCUAAGAAGUUAGCUCUAGACACCAGUUUUUUAAAGGUGAGUGCAAGGCCUUCAGGAAACCAGACGGACCUAGAUGGGAGCUUGAGGAGAGUUAGACAGAAUGAUCCCGAUAUGAAGGAGCUCAAUUUGAACAACAUUGAAAACAUCCCCAAGGAAAUGUUACUGGACUUUGUCAACGCAAUGAAGAAAAACAAACAUGUCAAAACCUUCAGUUUAGCAAACGUGGGCGCCGAUGAGAACACCGCGUUUGCCUUGGCUAACAUGUUGCGGGAAAAUAGGAGCAUCACCACUCUCAACAUCGAGUCCAACUUCAUCACAGGUAAAGGAAUUGUGGCCAUCAUGAGGUGUCUCCAGUUCAACGAGACGCUCACUGAACUUCGGUUUCACAAUCAAAGGCACAUGCUGGGCCACCAUGCCGAAAUGGAAAUAUCCAGACUGUUGAAGGCCAACACCACCCUCCUGAAGAUGGGCUACCAUUUUGAGCUCCCCGGCCCCAGAAUGGUGGUAACCAACCUGCUCACCAGGAAUCAGGAUAAACAAAGGCAGAAGAGACAAGAGGAACAAAAACAACAGCAACUGAAAGAGCAGAGGAAGUUGAUAGCCAUGCUGGAGAACGGGUUGGGGCUACCUCCCGGAAUGUGGGAGAAGUUGGGAGGACCCAUGCCAGAUGCCAGGAUGCAGGAGUUCCUCCAACCUCCUCCUCAGCCUCCCAACCCCCAGGCAGUCCCCUUCAGUCGGCAGAACGAAAUGAUGAAGAAGCCAUCACAGCCUCCGAAGUACAGGACGGACCCUGACUCCUUCCGGGUGGUGAAGCUGAAGAGAAUCCAGCGCAAAUCUCGGAUGCCAGAGGCCAGAGAACCCCCCGAGAAAACCAACCUCAAAGACGUCAUCAGAACACUGAAGCCAGUGCCGAGAAAUAGGCCGCCCCCGUUGGUGGAAAUCACUCCCAGAGAUCAGCUCUUGAAUGACAUUCGUCACAGCAAUGUCGCCUACCUUAAACCCGUUCAGCCCUCCUAA
Messenger RNA from Panthera uncia (snow leopard), 1728 nucleotides. It is a transcript of the gene LMOD3, whose product is annotated as leiomodin 3. NCBI's taxonomy places the organism in Eukaryota, Metazoa, Chordata, Mammalia, Carnivora, Felidae. Gene Ontology annotation, biological process: muscle contraction; pointed-end actin filament capping; myofibril assembly. Gene Ontology annotation, molecular function: tropomyosin binding. Bases 16 to 1728 code for a protein of 570 amino acids. The transcript is spliced from 3 exons. Gene Ontology annotation, cellular component: myofibril; striated muscle thin filament. The record is from RefSeq and is a predicted model, not a curated record.